Messenger RNA from Colletotrichum orchidophilum, 594 nucleotides. RefSeq lists its product as uncharacterized. Gene Ontology annotation, cellular component: mitochondrion. Bases 1 to 594 code for a protein of 197 amino acids. The transcript has a single exon. The record is from RefSeq and is a predicted model, not a curated record. Lineage: Eukaryota; Fungi; Ascomycota; Sordariomycetes; Glomerellales; Glomerellaceae. Gene Ontology annotation, molecular function: carbon-nitrogen ligase activity, with glutamine as amido-N-donor.
AUGGCCUCCCGAAACCCAGCCCGUCUCUUCCAAGCCCUCCGGCCAAUGGUGCCGGGUCGCGCCACCCCCCUCCGGACGACGAUCCGUUUCUACUCCGAUGCCGCCGCCGCAACCCCGGCGCAGCCCAAGCUCUUGGCCGCCCUCAAAACCGACCUCAAGACCGCCAUGCGCGCAAAGGACGCCCCGCGCCUCUCCGUCCUCCGCUCUGUUCUCUCCGCCACCAACAACGCCGCCAAGACAGACUCACCGAUCGCGACCGACGCCCAGCUCGUCGCCCUCCUGCGCAAGACCCAGCGCGCCACCCAGGACGCCGCCGUCCAGUUCCGCGCCGCCGGCCGCGACGACCUCGCCGACAAAGAGGACCUCCAGGCCAAGGUCAUGGCUGAGUACAUUGCCGGCAGCGGCGUUGUCACCGUCACCGAGGCCGACGUUCGGGUCCUCAUCCAGAAGGCCGUCGAGGAUACCGUCGCCGCAGGCAAGAGCGGGCUCGGGGAGGUCAUGAAGCUCAUCAACGUGGCGAUUCAGGGCAAGGACCUCGAGAUUGAAAAGAAGCGUGUUGCCGAACUCGUCAAGGAGGCCCUCAAGAAGGAUUAG